Messenger RNA from Spirometra erinaceieuropaei, 345 nucleotides. Lineage: Eukaryota; Metazoa; Platyhelminthes; Cestoda; Diphyllobothriidea; Diphyllobothriidae. The record is from the annotation of a GenBank genome assembly.
AUGACCUUCGCCGCUCGCCAACUUCAGGAAAAGUACCGGGAGAUGCUGACGCACCUCUGCUCCAAUUUUUUAGAUCUGACGCAAGCCUUUUACAAGGUGAAUCGUGACGGACUGAGGGAAAUCUUGCAGAAACUCGGCUGUCUCGAACGAUUCACCCAGACGGUGCGUCAGCUCCACGAUUGCAUGAUGGCGCGCGUCACGGACAAUGUGGCUGUCUCAGAGGCAUUGGCAGUGACACACGGAGAUAAGGAGGGUUGCGCCCUCAAGUCUACUCUUUUCAGUCUCAUGCUCUCUGCCGUGAUGAUGAACGCCUAUCUGCGACAACUUCGGCCUGGGUAUCAAUAG